Molecule: messenger RNA, 1855 nt
Organism: Pieris brassicae (large cabbage white)
Lineage: Eukaryota; Metazoa; Arthropoda; Insecta; Lepidoptera; Pieridae
Gene: DLDH
Product: dihydrolipoyl dehydrogenase
Exons: 12
Coding region: 121-1608 (495 amino acids)
Cellular component (GO): mitochondrion; oxoglutarate dehydrogenase complex
Molecular function (GO): flavin adenine dinucleotide binding; dihydrolipoyl dehydrogenase (NADH) activity
Source: RefSeq, a predicted model, not a curated record
GUCACUAUUACGAAAUUUAUGUGACAGUGAUUUAUAAAAUCGCCAGGGUGCCGAAUUUUCUUUUAAAAUUUUAAUCAAUAUCAUUAAUAAAAAAUAUUUAAUAAGGUGAAAAAAAUAAGUAUGGGUUACAAAAUUCUAAAAUUGGCUUCCUCUCCUUUGCGGAAUGGGAGCUUCAGGAUUGCUGUUAGGCAAUAUGCCACCACUCAUGAAGCUGAUGUUGUUGUAAUUGGUUCGGGCCCUGGCGGUUAUGUCGCUGCCAUCAAAGCUGCACAGUUAGGAUUCAAGACAGUCUCAGUUGAAAAGGAUCCUACACUAGGUGGAACAUGUUUAAAUGUGGGAUGUAUUCCAUCAAAGGCAUUGCUACACAAUUCUCACUUAUACCACAUGGCAAAGCACGACUUCAAGCAAAGGGGUAUUGAAGUUGGUCAAGUAUCCUUUAACUUUGACACUAUGAUGACUUACAAAACAAAUGCAGUAAAGGCCCUUACUGGGGGAAUUGCGAUGCUUUUUAAUAAGAACAAGGUAAAAUUAGUCAAAGGCGUAGGAUCAAUAGUCGCACCUAACAAAGUCGAAGUGAAGGGAGAGAAAGGAGUCGAAACAAUAAACACAAAAAACAUCAUUAUUGCAACUGGAUCAGAAGUGACCCCUUUCCCCGGUGUUACGUUUGACGAACAACAAAUUAUUACCUCCACUGGCGCUCUCGCACUCAAGAAAGUUCCCAAGAAGAUGUUGGUGAUCGGAGCCGGCGUGAUCGGUCUCGAGCUGGGCUCGGUGUACCAGAGGCUGGGCGCCGACGUCACUGCUAUCGAAUUCUUAGAUACUAUUGGAGGCGUCGGCAUCGACGGUGAAGUCUCGAAGACGCUACAGAAGCUGUUGACGAAGCAAGGAAUGAAGUUCAAGCUCGGCACCAAAGUCACCUCCGUCACGAAAGAGGGCGGAGCCGUGAAGGUCGGCGUCGAAGGCUCCAAGGGAGGGAACAAAGAGACGCUGGACUGCGACGUGGUGCUGAUCUCCAUCGGACGCCGACCCUACACCCGAGACCUGGGGCUCGACAAGGCGGGCAUCGCCCUGGACGACCGAGGCAGAGUGCCCGUCAACAACAAGUUCCAGACCACCGUCCCCGGGAUCUACGCGAUCGGAGACUGCAUCCACGGCCCCAUGCUGGCGCACAAGGCGGAGGACGAGGGGAUCGUCUGCGUCGAGGGCAUCAAGGGUAUGCCCGUGCACUUCAACUACGACGCGAUUCCUUCGGUCAUCUACACUUCGCCCGAGGUGGGCUGGGUCGGCAAGUCGGAGGAGGAUCUCAAGAAAGAGGGCAAGGCGUACAAGGUGGGCAAGUUCCCGUUCCUGGCCAACUCCCGAGCCAAGACCAACGGGGAGCCCGACGGCUUCGUGAAGGUGUUGGCCGACAAGGCCACCGACGUCAUCCUCGGCACGCACAUCAUCGGACCGGGCGGCGGCGAGCUGAUCAACGAGGCCGUGCUGGCGCAAGAGUACGGAGCGGCGGCCGAAGACGUCGCUCGAGUCUGCCACGCCCAUCCCACGUGCGCCGAAGCUCUGCGAGAGGCGAAUCUGGCGGCGUACGCCGGGAAGCCGAUCAACUUCUAAUUCGUCGGGGUUCGCUGUCGGCUCUCGCGCCCGUCCGGCGGAGGCCGAGGCGCGAGAGAGAGAGAGAGAGAGCCUAGUGUACUUUAUUUAUUACGAAAAUAGUGAAACUGCCUCGCUCGAGUCGACGGACGUGUUCAUUCCGUCACCGAAACGUAAACGUUCGUAAUCGGUGUAUUUCUUUUUGUGUAAAUAGUUCUGUGACCCCUUUGUUUUGUAUUCCAAUAUUAAUAAAAUAAUUUAUAUCGAA